Molecule: messenger RNA, 1561 nt
Organism: Plectropomus leopardus (leopard coralgrouper)
Lineage: Eukaryota; Metazoa; Chordata; Actinopteri; Perciformes; Serranidae
Gene: rskrb
Product: ribosomal protein S6 kinase related b
Biological process (GO): protein phosphorylation
Molecular function (GO): protein serine/threonine kinase activity; ATP binding
Source: RefSeq, a predicted model, not a curated record
AUAAAGAGUAUAAGUGGGCGUCUUAAAUCCUUAAUUUAGUGUCUGCGUUGUGCGUAAAACUGUUGAUAGGCCACGAUGGAGGCACGCGGGACGAUGUGAGGUGUCUGGAUGAGGCGCAGACGUCGCACUGAGUUUGCAGUGCUGAUGUCCUGUCACACUGAUGGGGGCCGACGGCAGUAAAAACAGGAAGAGGCCCGCUGAAGGCCAGGAGGAUGAGGACUUCUCAUCUGGAUGGCGUGGCUUCCUCUCCAGCAUGGGUCUGUCCAUCCCUGCAAGCCUCUGUCGCCUGGCCCCACCUGCCCUGCGUCUGGGCCAGCGCCGGAUGCUCCAAGGCAAGGCCCCUGACAUCCCAGAGCACGUCCUGAGGUUGGCGGGAGUCGGCCCGGGAAAGCUGAGAGCGGAGUGGAGCCUGCCGGGGUUCAUUACCAUGUUCCUGCCCGAAUUCCCCCACAGAGCUGUGCCUGGGCACGAACAUUUUCAGGUGUUGAGUUACAUCGCCAAAGGUUCGUUUGGACCCAUUCUAAAAGUGAAGGAUAAGAGCAAACAGAAAACAUACGCCGUCAAAGUCAUACCUAAAUCAGAGAUUCUGAGACUGGGGGUGUUGGAGCAGUCAAAAGAAGAAGUUAUUGUCCAGCGUCAGGUUCACCACCCAUUUGUCCAUGACCUCCAGGACUGCUGGCAGACUCAGCGCCACCUCUACAUUAUGUGUGACUACUGCAGCACUGGAGACCUGUACACCUACUGGCAGAUGAUUGGUCAGUUUACAGAGGACACAGUGCGAGUGUUUGCGGCAGAGUUGGGAUGUGCGCUCGGCUUUCUGCACGACUUUGGGAUCAUCCACAGAGACGUGAAGAUGGAGAACAUCCUGCUGACAGACAAUGGACACCUCCGCUUAGCUGACUUUGGUUUGUCCCGCCGCCUGGAGAGAGGAGGACGAGCUUUUACCAUCUGUGGAACCAUCCAAUAUAUGGCCCCAGAGGUGCUGAGUGGCGGACCCUACAAUCACGCAGCUGAUUGGUGGUCACUGGGAAUUCUGCUCUUCUCAUUGGUUACUGGGAAGUUCCCCAUGCCUCCAGAACAAGACCACUGCAGUAUGCUGAGGAAAGUGAGGAGUUUCCCCUACGAAAUGCCCCUCAGCCUCACCUCCCCACUGGCCUUGCUAAUAACGGAGCUUUUGUGUAAGACUCCCUCCCGUCGCCUGAGGACCCUGGAUCGUUUCAAACGUCAAACCUUCUUCCGUGGAACAACUUUUGACCUCGCCCUCCUGCAACGCCAGCCUGUGGAGGUGAUUCUGGAGCUGAGAGAGAGACCAGACCGAGCUGCCAAAGCUCGACGAGGCCUCACUUUGUCUCUGCAGCCUCUCAAAGGCUUCGACUAUGACUCGUUCCUCAGCCCUCCAGCCACGCCGGACACACAGCUGGAAGCCGGCACACAAACCUACACAGCUGCACCGCUCCCUGGCCCGGCUCUCCAACUGCAGCCUUCUCAGGGAAAAGGCCCACGCAGAGAAGUGUUUGUGUGACAGACUUUGUGUUUACAGUAUGGAUACUAACACACUAAA